Messenger RNA from Anguilla anguilla (European eel), 5579 nucleotides. It is a transcript of the gene lmo7a, whose product is annotated as LIM domain 7a. Gene Ontology annotation, molecular function: protein binding. The coding region runs from base 343 to 4647 and encodes 1434 amino acids. The record is from RefSeq and is a predicted model, not a curated record. Gene Ontology annotation, biological process: regulation of cell adhesion; regulation of signaling. Lineage: Eukaryota; Metazoa; Chordata; Actinopteri; Anguilliformes; Anguillidae. The transcript has 31 exons.
UUUAUAUUAGCUUACGUUAUUCUCUGUUAUGGGUCAGACAACCGCAUUGAAUGUCUAGUAGUAGACAAUGUCCGUAAGAUUUAAAAGCCGCCUUGGGGUUUGGAUCACUAGAGGGCGUGACUUCCUUGAUACUCUCGACUUUUCACAGGCUUGCCGCCAGUGUUUUCACAAAACUUGCAGCGCCUAACUUUUACCGCGGAGUUGAUGGUGCCGAAGUCAGCAUUAAGAGUUUUUAAUUAUCAGUUCUGUUUUGUUUUCCACCGUGCCUUGCUGCUGUACGUUUUCGUCUGAGAUCCACAGGAAAAAGGACGAAGGAGCGCAGACUGUUUGCAUGAUUUCGGGAUGGAGUGGCGUGAACAGUCCACGGUCAGCUGCGAGGACGCCUUCUUGGAAGCCCAAAGAUGGGUUGAGGAGGUGACCAAGAAGCGCUUCGGCAGCAGCAGCUUCCGAUCGGCGCUGGAGAACGGAGUCCUGCUGUGCGAUCUGAUCAACAGGCUGAAGCCCGGGAUUGUGAAGAGGGUGAACAGGUUGUCCACUCCUAUUGCCGGCUUGGACAACGUGAACGUCUUCCUCAGGGCCUGCGGGAAGCUCGGACUGAAGGAGGCGCAGCUCUUCCACCCCGGGGACCUGCAAGACCUGUCCUCCCGCGUCACCGUCAGACCAGAAGAAACUAACAGGAGGCUGAAGAAUGUUUUAAUAACCAUCUACUGGCUCGGCAGAAAGGCACAGGCUGACCCCAUCUAUAAUGGACCUUACCUAAAGCUGAAAGCAUUCGAAGGGUUACUUGGUCUAGCGCUCUCUAAGGCUCUCGAGGAUCCGGCCAACCCCAGGGUGAACGUGAGGGACAGCGGGUUCAGUGACAGCUGGUACACAGAGAAAGAGGAGCCAUUUCCCCCGCAGCCCAGCCACAGGAGAGAGGACUCUCUGGACAGCUUGGACUCCGUGGAGUCAAGGACACUGAGCAUCUCUUUAGACACAACUCUAAAAGGCAGCAGUGAAGGCUGUGGCAGCGACGCUGAGGCAGACCUGGGCUACAGAAUGACGGAGAGCAAGGACGGGCUGCAGUACCGGCGCUCGCUGGUCGUCGAGCCCAAAGCCGCCGCGCAGUUUAACCAGUUCCUGCCCACCAAGGACAAGGCGUCCGGCUACGUGCCCGCCCCCCUGCGCAAGAAGCGCGUGGAGCGUCAGGAGGACAACCGCCGCAGCUGGGCCAGCCCGCUGUUCACCGAGGAGGACGGCACCUUCGCCAGACGGUUCCAGAAGCGUUCUGGUUGUGACGGGAGCAAGUCCAUGAAUGACAUCACCGUGGAUCCAGAGGUGCUCCGGCAGGUGCGCUACGAGGAGCUGGCCAAGAUUCGCGCUCAGGUCAAAGAGAACGAGGACCAGUGGCAGAAUGACCUGAGCGAGUGGAAGAACCGGAGGAAGAGUGUGAACUCGAGCAUCGUGAAGAAGAAGGAGGAGCGGGAGCAGAUCGAGCAGAUCACCGGCGGGGGGGAUGGGGGCGGGGGGAGCACCCGCCGCCCCAAAACCUUCAGGGAGAUGCAGGAGGAGAGAGAGAGCCGAGGACAGGCCUCUCCCAGCCUCGGCCGCAGACUGCAGUCCGCCAGCGAGGACGUCCCGUCCGGGCCCGCCCCCCAGCCGCACGUCCCAAAGCUCUCGGGGCGUAGCUACACCGUGGACAGCCUGUACUCGUCCCGGAACAGGGCCGCCUCUCCUCUGUCGCCCCCUGUGGAGGAGGACAGGGAGCACGCCCAGGACCCGGAGCUGGACCCCACCCCGGUCCUGAAGCCCACGUCUCUGUACCCCGCCAAAACCGCCGCUCUCCGGGCCAGCCCGACCAGCGCCGCGGGGGCAGAACAGCCCGACGGCGUUCUCAAGACCCAGGCCGCCGCCCCCAAAACCUGGUCCGCCCCCGCCCCCAUAUCCUGGUCCGCCCCCUCCCCUGCCCCUGCUCCCUCCCCUACCCUCACCACCACCUCCGCCAAGCUCCCCAGCUCCCCCGCCGUGAGCAGGUCUGGGGCAAGCUCACCCGCCGCCGCCGCCGCCAAGCCCGCCGAGCCCAGGUUCCCCUUCAGCCGGCCGGCGGCGGAGGAGCAGGGUUCUGGCGCCCUCUACAGGCGCAGCGGCGUGGGCGUGGCUCUGGCUCCGGCAGUCUCCGCCUCCCUCCCCCGGAGCUACCAGAGGCCCGACAGCUCGCGCCUCACCUCCGUGGUCACGCCCCGCCCCUUCGGCACCCAGGCCACGCGCAUCGCCUCCCUGCCCCGGACCUUCGCGCAGACGGACGGCUCGCAGAAACGCGUCAACGGAGGGACGGCAGGGUCGAGCCGCUACCGCGCGUUCAUGACCGAGGACGAGGUGCGCGCCCAGGCCAGCUCCGCCCACAGCAGCGAGGAAGAGGAGGAGGAGGACGAGGAGGAGGAGGAGGAGGGGGAGGAAGAGGAAGAGGAAGAGCAGCAGCAGGAAGGCGCGACACCAGCACCACUGUCCAGCACUGACGGCCCAAAGCCCAAACCUGAGUCUGUCCUCAGCAGUGCCCCUAAGAGCGAGGACACCCAGGAAGUCUACUGCGACAUGAGGAUCAACCUGAACCAGAAGCCCAACAGCGGCCGCGACUUCGGCUUCCAGACCAACUGGGACUCCACUGGGGCUUUCAUCAAGUCCAUCCAGGAAGGUAGCGCCGCGGAGCUGUGCCAGCUGCGGGCGGGGGACGAGGUGCUGGCGCUGAGCGGGCUCCAGGUGUCGGAGCUGAGCUACGAUCAGUGGAAGGCCAGCCUGGAGGCCGCUCUGCAGAAGGGCUGCCUGGUGAUGGACAUCCGCCGGCACGGCAGGAACACGUGGGAGAGAGACCCGCCUUCCCUACCCUAUAAGAGCCAUAAGACCAUCAAUCUGACCACUAUGGAUCCGACGCUUGUAGGUUCGCCCGACAAGUUCAUCAACACCUGCCGAGAGCGCGCUCCCCAGCCUGCCGCGGAAAUCGCCACGAGAGCACCGGAGUCCAGCCGCCCGCCCGUCACCGACGUGGCCUCUAAAGGUAUGAAUGGCGGUUUCCGUGACGACCCCGUAACCAUGAGGAACAAAGACUCUGAGCCCAUUUCUUUGAAAAACUUUAAAAGGAGAUCAGAGUUUUUUGAGCAGCAAGGCGGCGCUGAAUCUGCCAUAUCAGAUUUACAGGUGCCCCCUGUCAGCUCCUCCUCAAACCGCUGGUCCUGGGACCUGGACGAGGAGCGGAGGCGACAGGAGAAGUGGCAGAAGGAGCAGGAGCGCCUCCUACAGGAGAAGUACCAGCGUGACCAGGAGAAGCUGGAGGAGGAGUGGCGCCGGGCACAGCAGGAGGCCGUUGAGUCUGCCGCUGGGAAGCUGGAGGUGGACCGGGGCGCCACAGAGGCAGAAACCAGGAGCCUCAGUCCUUACUCACCCCUGUCCCCUCUGAGCCAGGCCACGCCCCCUCCCGCUGACGAAGAGGAGGAGGAGAGGGAAAGGCAGGAGGUGGAGCAACAGCUCCAGCGUGAGGAGGAAGAACGCUUGAGGAGGAAGGAGGAGCUGAGGCUGCAGAGGAAGAGGGAGGAAGAGGAGGCAGCAAAACGAAGGGAGGCAGAAUUGAAGGAGAGGAAGAGGCGGGAGGACGAAGAGCGACUGAGGAGGGCAGAGGAGCUGAGGCUGCAGAGGAAGAGGGAGGAAGAGGAGGAGGAGAGACGCCGCAAACUUGAGGAAGAGGAGAGGAGGAGGAGGCGCCAGAAGGCCGAGGAGGAGCUGCGCAGGGAGCAGGAGGCGCUUCAAGAGCAGUGGGCGGGGGUAGAGUCUUAUGGGUUUGCCAAAAUUCUCCCCGAGAUGUCCCGCUCAGACAGGGCUAAAUCGAAAUCUACUCCAGAUCUGGAUGAAGUUCAGAAAGAAGACGCCAGAGGUGCGAGCAGCAGGCAGGGGGGUAUGGCCCAGUGGCUGCUGGAGGAGGAGCUGCAGAGGAAGAGGAGCAGCAGGGCACAGAAGCUGCAGGCCGCGUCUGAGCUGGAGGCCGAGAGGAGAAACAUCCUCAAUGCCAUGAAAUACAGAAACCCCGAGAGAGUGGUGAACAGCGGUGCCGGCGAGGCGUCCUGGAGCCGGGACUCCGUGAGGAGGGCGGGGCAGCCGCUCAAGCCCGCGGAGAACGACCGGCAGCUGAUCCUGGAGGAGAUGAAGAAGAAGACCCUGCUCCUGACAGACAGCAGCUGGAUCCGCCAGCGCAGCGCCAGCAUGAACAAGGAGCCCGCCAGCCCCGCCUCGCCCAUCAGGAGAGGGGAGUCUCUGGAUUAUCUGGACACCGAUAACUCCUGGAGACCGCCCUCCUGGUCGGCGGCCCCCACCGCCUACAGCCGCCCGCAGUCCGCCGCGCCAGGCUCCGCCCCCUCCCGCGGGUACACGCGCCCCGCCUCCUCCACCCUCCCCGCCUCCCCCACCCCCGCGGCCGCCCCACGGCCCAGCUCCUGGGCCCUGAACCCCCCCGUCGCCCCAUACCAGGACCGCCCCCCCCUCCGACCCCGACCCCUCGUCCCUGCAGCGCAGCAGGUCGGUCAGCGGGAAGAAGAUCUGCACCUUCUGCGACACCCCCCUGGGGAAAGGAGCGGCCAUGAUCAUCGAGUCCCUGGGGCUCUGUUACCACCUGAGCUGUUUUAAAUGCAGCGACUGUAAGGCUGGCCUGGGCGGGUCAGAGACGGGAGCAGAGGUCCGAAUACGGAACCAGCAGCUCUACUGCAACUCCUGCUACAUCCGAUUCAAAACUGGAAAGCCCACCAUGUGAGCCGCGUGGUCUGCUGUGGACUGAGGAGGAAGUGAUCGGAAAACAGCCAUCUCUGCAAGCAUCUCUGCUAACAUCCCCGCGAGCAUCUCCGCUAAUAUCCCCGCAAGCAUCCCCGCGAGCAUCUCUUCAAGAACCUUUGCUAAAUGGAUACUCUGUGUAAUGGAGGUUCUGGACUUCUGCAGGUCCUGAUUGUAUUUUUCCACUGUUCAUUCGGAGGGGGUGACAUUCAAUAGGGUGACAUUUGUUUAUAAGAGAAUAUUUGCAAUUUUUUCUGUACAGAAUUUAAGGGAUGUGCCUUUAUGCCUGUCUGCUAUGGAUGUUUUUAUUAGAAGUGAUAUACACAAAUAUAUAUAUUUUUCUUGUUGAGAAAUAUUUCUGGGGACUUCCAGCUGGUAUGACAGAUUUCAGAGUAGCACUGUUAAAUUGUUCAUAUUAAAGUAUUUGAAAGAUAUUUUAUCAUUUCCUCUUCCCGCUAGGACUUUUUCUCUGAAUCUUUUUUCCCGAUGUAGCUUGUUUGUCUUCUAAUAUAUUUCUUUGUUAUAGUUUAACUGAAAAAAUGUGCCUUGUGUGAUGGUGAAAGAUGAUUAUGAUAAUAUACGUUAAAAUACAUAUUUAACGCUUACAUGAAUGGUUAGAAAGCACUUAUUCCUUUUUCAUUGAGGGUAAUUCAUUUGAUGCAUUUUGGGAGCAAAAAGUUGUUGUUUUUUUGCGAUGGAAAUGUUUAUGCCAUGGAAAAAGAAGGCAACAUCAGGUAUGGAACGGGCUUUGUUUGUUCGUGUUUUUGUAAAUAAAAAUGACCAAAUCUGCA